Brachypodium distachyon (stiff brome) is the source of this 2004-nucleotide messenger RNA. RefSeq lists its product as uncharacterized. The record is from RefSeq and is a predicted model, not a curated record. Lineage: Eukaryota; Viridiplantae; Streptophyta; Magnoliopsida; Poales; Poaceae. Bases 153 to 1550 code for a protein of 465 amino acids. The transcript has 3 exons.
UGUGAACAGAGCUCAGCAGAGCAAAACGACUAGAAGGGAGGGGCGGUGUGAACAGAGGCACAGAGCACGGAAGAGCAAAAGGCUUCUCCUCGUUUAUUUCCCCUUCCUCCGUACGACGCCGGCGGUAGUCAGUACGGAAGCGAGGAACGCCAAUGCAGGCACCCAAGCGCGGCACGGAGAGUACCGAGAUCGACAAGACGAUGCCAUCCUCCCACGGCUCCUCCUCUUCCCCCGCCGUCGUGGUCAUCAGCCUCGACAGCGACAGCGACGACGCCACCGACGCCCUCUCGACGCCGGCCGCCGAGCGCAUCGCCUCCACCCUGCGCACCCAGGAGGAGGUCGACGACCUCUGCAGGAAGCACGGCGUGCCGCGGGAGUUCUCCGCGCGCCCCGCGGGCGACGACCUGCGCGCGAGCUCGACGCCGCCGCCGGGGGCCGUCUGCGUCUACGCGCACGCGCUGGAGGCCGGGGUCCGCUUUCCGCUGCACGCCUUCUUCUGCGAGGCGCUCAACCACUUCUCCCUCGCGCCCGGCCAGCUUACGCCCAACGGGUGGCGCAUCUUGGUCGGGUUCGUCGCGCUCUGCCACGACGCCGGCGUGCGGCCGUCGCUGCCCGUCUUCCGCCGCUUCUUCUCGCUGUUGAACAGAGAAGGAAAGGCCUGGUACUACUUCCGGUGCAAGGGCGCGGCCCGAGCGCUCUUCACUGGCCUGACCAAUUCAAAGUCCGAGAGAGAGUGGAAAGGGGGUUUCUUCUUCCUGACAUCCCCGGAGCCAUGGCCGUGCCCCGUGCGUUGGGGCGAGCCGCCUCUCGCGACAUCCAACGUCGAUCCGGUGCUUACAAGCGAGGAGGAGAAAUCCGUAGAAAAGCUGCUAGGCGUGCACCUCGGCACCGCGGUUGAUCUCCGGACUUACCUCCGUAAGGCCGAUCUCGCCGCGGCCUUGGCUUCCAACCUCACCGGCAAAUCACCACCGCCACCGCCACAACCUUCUCCUCCUUCAUCUGGUGCCAAAGGGAUUGAUCCAUCCGCGGAGAAGGUGGCAGUCGUAAAGACGGAGAAGUUGGAUACUGAGCCGGACGGCGAGAUGCCGCCGCUGUCCGGGAAGAAGAGGAAACGGGAGGAGUCUGCUAAUGGAAAAGAAGUACUUCGCCGUCGUGAGCAGCUGAGCACGCCACCUGCAGCCAAUCUCUGCCCGGCCUCGCCGUCCAGCUUGGGUCCACCACCAGGCUUCGUCCCGAAGCCUCCGCCCCUGCCCGUGCUACCAGACGCACACGACGGCGACAGCGCUGACUGGGAGGCCGCGCGGAAGGUGCUGGAGUGCGCCGUCACGCCGUCGCGGGAGCGCCAGUUCGCCGCCGCCAAUCCUUCCGACGUCGUCGCGUCGAGCUACAUCACAAUGCUCCAGGCGGCGAACUACGCGACCUUCACCGCCGCCUACGCGCUGGAGCUGGAGCAGAAGCUGGCGGCGCGGGACGCCGAGGUCGCAGUUCUGAGGGAGCAGCUGGAGAAGUCGGAGGCGGAGAAGGAGAGCGUCAAGGCGGCGGCGGUGUAGCAGUUCGUGGAGUCGGAGGAGCACAAGCGAAAGCUGGCGGAGCACGUGAUGGACGGGUACGAGCGCGGCGCGGAGGCUAUGAAGCUCGUGGCGCUCCGGCUCGACCCUGGCCUCGACGCCGCUCGCCUCGUCCUGCCGCUUGAUUAGCUUUAGCCAUUAGGCCUUUAGCUUAGCUUACUGGUUAAUUUAUCGAUCAUUUUCGGUUUGGAACCGUUGUCGACGACGACGAUCGACGUUUGGACUUGGUCAGUAGAGUUCUGCGGCUGGUAGUGCAGAGUAGCCUCUAACUGGAACUGGCAUGGUUUUCGGACACUGUUAGGCCCCGUUUGGUAUCUCAGUAUUUUUAGAGUAUUCUGAGAAUACCACAGUUUUCAAAAUUACUCUGGUUUCAAAUAUUUCGAAAUGUUUGGAUACAACAAAAAACUACAGUAUUAAUAUCAUGGUAUUCCUAAAA